AUGGAGUCUGCAUCUCAGAGCAGAAUAGACAACCGGAGGAGCGUGGACGAUACUCGGAACGAUCCUGCGGAAAAGCAUUAUACCAAAUCAGAUGCUGAGCAGCUUGCUUAUCUUGGUCACAACCAGGUCCUCGAGAGAAACUUCUCUCUGACGUCUGCUGCGUCCUUGUGCAUGUGUCUCCUCGCAACCUGGGAAGCUGUUUCGGCCGUCAUCUCGGCCGCCCUGGAGUCGGGAGGUGCGCCCUGCCUGUUGUACAACUACGUCCUCUCAUUUCUGUGCACGAUUGCCGUUGGGUCGUCUUUGGCCGAAAUCGCAUCUAUCUACCCAACAGCCGGAGGCCAAUACUACUGGGUGGCUGUUCUCUCUCCCGUCUCUUCUCGCAAGUCUGCCGCGUGGUUCACGGGAUGGAUUUCAGUCGGUGGCCAAAUCCUGUUGACGGCAGCUGCAGCUCUUUCUGGUGGGCUGCAAACUCAGGGGCUUCUAAUCAUGAACGACGACUCCUACAUUCCGCAGCAAUGGCAGGGUAUGCUGUUUUACUGGGCCGUGGUGCUUUACGCCGCCUUUGUUAACACUGUGGGCUCCAGGAUCUUGCCCCAUGUAAACUACGCAUCAGGUAUCAUCCAUGUGGGAGGCUUCUUUGCUACCUGCAUCACCCUGGCCAUCAUGGCUCCCAAGAACACGGCCUCGUUUGUCUUCAAGGACUUUGACAAUCGGAGUGGAUGGGCGAGCGAUGGCGUAUCCUGGCUCGUUGGCCUACUCAGCACGGUCUACCCAUUCUUAGGAUACGAUGCUGCCUGCCAUAUUGCCGAGGAGAUCCCGAACCCAUCGCGCAACGUUCCCCUGGCCAUGGUUGGAUCAAUUCUUAUCAACGGCUUGACCGGUCUGGUCUACGUGAUUCUUAUCCUAUUUUCAACCAGUUCACUGGACGAGCUUCUAGAAAGCCCCACCGGCUAUCCGUUCCUUAAGAUCUACGAGGAUGCCGUUGGCUCGCCCCUUGGGGGUGCCAUGCUCGCCCUGGCACCUAUCCUCAUCGCCUACACCGCGGCCAUCGCUGGCACGACGUCGACCUCACGUACGCUCUGGGCCUUUGCUCGUGAUAAGGCCACACCCUGCCACGACUACCUGAGCAAGGUCAGCGACAAGGCCGCUGUCCCAGUCCGAUGCAUUGUUGUUACUACAACACUGCAGAUGCUUCUGGGGCUGCUCUACUUGGGUAACACAACGGCUUUUAACGCUGUUCUUUCUAUGGCCAUCAUCGGUAUGUAUUUGUCGUAUCUGCUGCCCAUCAUCUACAUGUUGGUCUAUGGCCGUUGCAAGUCUCGGCCCAGAACCUACGGCUUCUUCAAGCUGGGCAAGACAUUAGGGGUCAUGCUUAAUGUCAUUAGCAUUAUCUGGAUCAUCGUUGUCGUCAUCUUCAGCACCUUCCCAAGCUUUAUGCCUGUUUCGGUGGGGACAGCUAACUAUUCACCUGCUGUGAUGGUAGUUUGGCUAUUAUUUGGGGGUGUAUACUAUUUCUUCUAUGGACGACACAAGUUUGACGUACCUAUCUUGGAGAAUAUCAAUAUGGAGGUAACCAUUGUCCCACAUGCAUGA
Molecule: messenger RNA, 1593 nt
Organism: Penicillium robsamsonii
Lineage: Eukaryota; Fungi; Ascomycota; Eurotiomycetes; Eurotiales; Aspergillaceae
Product: amino acid permease
Exons: 5
Coding region: 1-1593 (530 amino acids)
Biological process (GO): transmembrane transport
Cellular component (GO): membrane
Molecular function (GO): transmembrane transporter activity
Source: RefSeq, a predicted model, not a curated record